CCCUCGUCUUUAUCUCAUCCCAUCACACAUACUUUCUUUAGUCUUUACCGUGUAAACUGAAUUUGUACUAAAAAGAAGAAAAUGGGUACAGCUACCUGCGUCGACAUCAUUCUUGCCAUCAUCCUUCCACCUCUUGGUGUCUUCCUCAGGUUUGGCUGCAAGGUGGAGUUCUGGAUCUGUUUGAUUCUAACCAUUUUGGGCUAUCUUCCUGGAAUCAUCUAUGCUAUAUACGCUAUCACUAAGUGAUCCAUCAUCUUCUAUCUACACCCCCUCAAUUUAGCUUUUGUGGAUCGUGAAUAGUUGUCAGGGGGCGUCAUUCAUUCAGUUAUUGGUUUCUUUGUACUGUAAAAUUGUUUAGUGAUGGACAAAACAAAAGUUAUUCUUUUUUAGGGUACUUUGAGUGUCAAUAUUCCUUUUUUUUUUUUUUCUCUAUUUUUAACCUAAGUUUUUGUCUUGUGUGGAAUCAAAGUGUGUGAGUCUUGUGAACUCUAGAAAUGGUAGUUCAUCUCAAUAAUGUUGUUCAUCUAUCAUCCUUUGACUUUAAUAGAUUCAUUUAGAUAUUUGUUCAA
Messenger RNA from Trifolium pratense (red clover), 569 nucleotides. RefSeq names its product hydrophobic protein RCI2A-like. NCBI's taxonomy places the organism in Eukaryota, Viridiplantae, Streptophyta, Magnoliopsida, Fabales, Fabaceae. Gene Ontology annotation, cellular component: membrane. The record is from RefSeq and is a predicted model, not a curated record. Bases 82 to 246 code for a protein of 54 amino acids. The transcript has 3 exons.